This is a messenger RNA of Bicyclus anynana (squinting bush brown), 6008 nucleotides long. RefSeq names its product netrin-B-like (gene NetA). Gene Ontology annotation, molecular function: protein binding. The record is from RefSeq and is a predicted model, not a curated record. The transcript is spliced from 7 exons. NCBI's taxonomy places the organism in Eukaryota, Metazoa, Arthropoda, Insecta, Lepidoptera, Nymphalidae. Bases 90 to 1910 code for a protein of 606 amino acids.
UCCCCGCGGUCAGUCUACCGGCGCCUUCCGAGCGGGGAGGUCGUGCCGCCGAGAGUUCGACACGCGCGAGUGAGUGACGAGUGAGUGAAAUGCCCGCCCGCGCCGUGGCCUUCCUCGCCACCGCGGCCCUCGCCCUCGCGGCCGCUCCUCCCGACCCGUGCUACGAGGAGGGCCGCCCGAGGCGCUGCAUCCCGGACUUCGUCAACGCGGCCUUCGGGAACCCGGUCCUCGCGUCCUCCGUCUGCGGCAGACGAGGCCCCGAGCGGCUCUGCGACCCCCCGGGGGACCAGAACCCGGAGAACGCGUGCAGAGUGUGCGACGCCGCGCGCUCCGACCGCCGCCAUCCGCCGACCCAUCUCACCGACCUGAACAACCCGCACGACGUCACCUGCUGGAGAUCCGCCGCCCUGGCCCCCGCCUCGUACGACUCCCCACCUGACAACGUCUCCCUCACCUUGUCUCUAGGGAAAAAGUACGAGUUGACGUACGUCAGCUUGCAGUUCUGUCCCAAGGCGGCGCGGCCCGAUUCCGUGGCUAUAUACAAGAGCGCCGACUAUGGUGUCACUUGGCAACCUUUUCAGUUCUAUUCGAGUCAAUGCAGACGGGUGUACGGGCGGCCGAAUAAAGCGACGGUGACCGCGGCGAACGAGCAAGAAGCGAGAUGCUCGGACUCCCACCGCCUGGCUGGAGAGAACUCGAACGGAGCGAGGCUCGCAUUCAGCACCUUAGAAGGUCGUCCGAGCGCUGCGAACUUUGACAUAUCCCCUGUUUUGCAAGAUUGGGUGACUGCCACGGACGUCCGCGUGGUGUUCAACCGGCUCCACAUGGUGAAUGAAGGCGAUGAAGUGGACAGUAAGAAGCAAGCGGCGGCCGGGACGCAACACUACGCUGUGUCAGACUUCGCUGUGGGCGGACGCUGCAAGUGCAACGGUCACGCGUCGCGCUGCGUGCCAGCUAAGGGCGAGGAGAGUCAGGUGCAGUUGGCAUGCGAGUGCAAGCACAACACGGCGGGCAGAGACUGCGAGAGGUGCAAGCCCUUCCACUUCGACCGGCCCUGGGGACGAGCCACGGCGCGCGACGCCAACGAAUGCAAAGAAUGCAACUGCAAUGGGCACGCGCGCCGCUGCCGGUUCAACAUGGAGCUGUUCAAGCUGUCGGGGCGAGCCAGCGGCGGCGUGUGCCUCAAGUGUCGCCACUACACCGCCGGCCGGCACUGCCACUACUGUCGCGAGGGCUACUACCGCGACCCCGCCAAGCCCAUCACGCACAAGAAGGCCUGCAAACCGUGUGACUGCCACCCUGUGGGCGCGAGCGGCAAGACGUGCAACCAGACGAGCGGGCAGUGCCCCUGCAAGGACGGCGUCACGGGCACCACCUGCAACCGCUGCGCCAAGGGCUACCAGCAGUCCAGGAGCCACAUCGCGCCCUGCAUACGUAUACCGCGCAUAGUGACGGCGGUGCAGGCCAUGGAGGCGGUGGACGCGGAGCCGGGCCGCGCGGAGCAGUGCGGGCGGUGCCGCGCCGGCGCGCGAACCCUCAAUCUCAACAAGUUCUGCAGCCGAGACUACGUCAUAAUGGGUCGAGUGGUGGGGCGCGAGGCGGCGGGCGCGGGCGCGGGCGGCGCGUGGGUGCGGCUGGCGCUGAGCGUGCAGGCCGUGUACAAGCGCGCGCCGCGCAGCCGCCUGCGCCGCGGCGCCGUGGCGCUGCUCGUGCGCGCGCAGGACCUCGCCUGCAAGUGUCCCAAGAUCAAGAUUAACAAGUCCUAUUUAAUCCUAGGAGUGGAAAAAGAAGGAGCGUCGUCUGGUUUGCCGGGACUGACGGUAGGCGACAGAACUUUACUGCUGGAGUGGCGGGACGACUGGCACAGACGCAUCCGCCGCUUGCAACGGCGCGCGAUCAACUGCCACUAACAAACGCGCGUGCCUGGAUACCGUCAUCUUGGAAAGAAAAAAGGCAAAGGUUUUUUAACAAACAGCCUAAUGAGAGGGCCUAUUUAAAGGAGUUUGUAAGGUAUUCCGUCUAUGUUCCGUGCAUAUUUUUGAAUGGAUAGAUGCAAGAUUACUGCCAUUAAUGCUGUUUAAUAAUACAAUAGAUUGACCUAGUCGCGUUUAAGGAUAUAGUAAUCCGUUAAUAAUUAUUAUUAUUAAAGUAAAUUGUUAUAGGUUCUGUCACCUUCAAAACACCUUGAUUAUAUCCCCCUUCCAUUUACGAAUUGUUGUUAACUACGUCUCGAUUCAAUUUACUAAUUUUACUUCACCUGUCCUAACAUGAGUAAUCAAAAUCAAUUGUUGCCAUGUGUAAAUGAAUACAAGUUAUUGUGACUUAAUUUCUUCCUUCCUAGGAUUUCGUUAUAAAUCGCGUACUGUUAACAACAAAGUUCCUAUAUUAAAAUAAAAUUAUUUAAUUAUCGACACUUAAUACGUCUAAUUAAUCUAUAACGAAUUUUGUUGUUAACUAUACCCUAAUUUUAAGAUUAUUUAUUUAAAUAUUCUAGAAGCUAUGACUAAAUAGUAGUUUUCGUUCCAUUUUAUGCAUUUUUUGUAUAAUUGUUAAUUUUUAUAUUGAAAAUGCGUAUGUUGAAAUUGUUUUUAAGUACUGGUAACACUCGUCGAUAUCAUGUGUCAAAAUUGACGCGCACUAUCUAAGCGCCAUUACGCUCUCUUUUGAUAAAUGAUAUUUUUUGUACAAUAUAGAUUUAGGUGAUUUCGAUGAUGACUCAUUUUGAUCAUUCAUCACCACAAAGUAUAGUCAUAAUGUUUUAACGUACCUCAUUUAUUAAGAAAACUUAUAGUUAAGGGUUAUUGAAUCUAUUAAUUUAUAAAUUCCCUUCUUAAAUAUAAUUAUUUCGAUAAUACUUUUCUUUUUAAACGACAACUCUUGCCAAAGCGAUGAUUUUAUUGUUCUGUAUAACGAGUACUUAUAUUUUUUUCCGCUAAAAUAUUUCUAUAUCAUAGUUUUUUAUUUUCUUUAUCUAACGCCUGACUAAAGGUAUGUACAGUAUUAUUAGCUUUACUAAAAAUAAAAUUAUAUAAUUAAGUGUAUAGUUUUAAACGUACAUUUAGACGUCAUUUUGGAUAAUUCCUUAGUCCUUUUUAUGUACUUUUUUAGAAAAAAAACCUAAAAUAAAAGACAUAUUCCUGGAAGACAUAAAUAAAAUUAGGUUUACAACAUUCAAUUACUCGACGACGUUAAAAGUUUUUAAACUAAGAUGAACUCUUGCAAGUAUCCACACAUACAGUCAUAUAUACACAUAUGUUUUGCGUGUCAAAUUCUAUCUUUACCAUUAGGUACAUCCAUAGAAUUACAUCAAUCAGUGAAAAGUCCUUAGAAUGUUUUUGUUUUGCGUCCGCGAAAAACUAACAACAUCCCUUAACGUAUGUUUUACCAUCCUUAGGAGACUAUUUUUCAAUGACCGGUAUUCUCCAACUAUUAUGUUGUUUAAUAACAAAAUUCUCCCUUUCCCUCCAAAUUGUUGUAAUGAAUGUGUUAGUUUACUGAAUACGACAAUAAGUCAACAUGCAAAGCUCGAACCCUGCCCUUCGAAACCUAAGUGUUUGAGAAUGUAGCCAGUAACCGUGAAAUUAUUGAGAUUCUGACUCCACAACUUUAAAUUGCAAAAGUUUUAACAAAGUCACUGUUAUAAUUUUGCAAUUUCAAUAACGACAAAACAAUAUUGUAUUUUGUAAUAAAACGACCCACACUUGAGCAAUCACGCUCAAUUGAUACGUCAAAAUUAUACUCUCAGGUACAGUUAGCUACACAAUGCAACAAAUCAUCUCGCGCACGAUGCUACGAUUUACAAUAAUCCAUUGUUGGGAUCCAACAUGGCCGCCGGGCAAACAAAUAUGGCGGGAUAAUGGUUGGCGGGAAAACAAUACACGAAACUAUUUCAAUGGACUUAUUACAGAUACAGGCAGAUUUCGUAUUACGAUUAUUAUCCGUUAAAAGGAAAAGUAGGUACGCGGUUGCCAGGGUACUUUCGGAGUUUCAAACAGAAUUAACUGAAAUUAAUAGUGAACACAUUUAUUGGGCAACUUUAAAUUAACUCUCCCUUUGAAUUAUCACUUAUGGGCUUAACUUUGUUAAUGACAUAAUGUAAAAGCAUAGGCACACUUUAAAAACCUUAAUAAACAAAUUAAUUAUCCACUAAAACUUAAACGUCUAAAUGUCACUUAUUGGAUAAGAGAUGAUGCUUUCGAUUGUCCAUUAUUGGAUAAGAGAUGAUGCUUUCUCGUGGGUUAUAUUGUCUUUAUCAACGAUAUUUUAUACUAUAUUAUUUAUAUUUAUUAUAAAAUCUCUUGGCCUCUAAAAAUUUCUUUUUAUGACGAUUUCGAGAGAAUUUUCAUCCUAUUUUCCUGGAUUAGAGAAAAAUAACAAAACUGCAUAAUAGCUUGUACUAUUGAACAAAAAACAUAGUAUAUCUAUUUUUAAAUUACAUAGAAAUAGUAAUUCAGUAUUUCUUGAACCUAUAUUAUUAUAUUAUUAUUCUAUAAAUAUAUAAAUUUUAUCUACUACAGAUUCAUAAUUUAUUAUCGUCAAUUAAAAAGUGUCAUGUGACGUUAAAUGUACGUUUAGAAAAUAAAAUGAAAGAAUAAUCGUUUAGAAACAUAUUUAAAAAUUACUUAGAGUUUUCGCUUGAUUGUACUGCGGAUUGUAAAAAGUGUAUUUAGUUGUAGAUUGAUCUAUUAACCUGUUUCUAGAUAUUAUUAUUGCAUAUCUUUAGAUUUUCUAAUUCGUGAAUUAUCUGUUUUAAUAAUAUUUGAAAUUAAAAUAUGCACGAAGAAUUCCUGAACGAAUUAACGUAAUUUUUAUUGUUAUUUCAAAGUUUGGCACCGCCAAAGUGAAAAAGUAAUUAAACUAAAUUCUACUAAUAAAGAAAAUAAUUUGUUCUUUUCUUAUAUUUAUUCUUGCAACAUAACUAACACGAGAUUUUUAGUUGUACUCGUUUAAGAACAUUUUGUCCAUGUUUUAUUUUAGAGUUUGCUUUUUGUGUGAUACUGAAACUAAAUCGAAAAUGGAACAUAGAGCAAAUUCUUUUUAUGACCAAUCAAUGGUUAGUUUUAAAAACUAACGUACAUUAUUUUUUUUACAAACAUUAUUAAAACAGAAUUAUUUUUUUAAAAGGACAUUUAUUUUUGCACGCCAAUUUUUUUGUUAAAAUUAACAAUAUCAAAUUAAUUUUUCAAUAAGGAAAGGCGUGCAAAUGAAAGUACAUAAUAUAAUAUAGAUAAUACCAGAACAUACUCGUAACUGUAUAGAAAUAACUAGACAAUUUGUACUUCUAAGGCUAAACGCGCAAUACGACAAAAAUCAAAAUCUUAAAUCUUUUUAAACAUGAACAACAAGUACAACACUGUACUUGUUGAUAUAAUAUUGAUUUAGCCUCAACUAACAAAAUUAUAUUUAUUUCGUUCUGCGACAUGCACAUUGAGUUAUACUGAAAUCAAAUCUCAAAGAAAUCAUACUUGAUAUUAGUGUAUCUGUAAAUAUAUUUUCAUAGGCGAAGAUUUUUUGUAUUAUUAAUAAUAAUUGACUUCUGACUUGUGUCAUAAGAUAAGCGGGAGGAGGUACGAGUACGUAAUUUGACUUAUAGUUCGUACUAUGUAAUUUUUUUAAAGUUUUACGGCUCUAUUUUCUAGAGCUAGACUAGGUCUGUGGUCUGUAAUAAUGCAUUGUCGUAAUGCGCGCUUAGCGUUAAUAUAAUGUGAAUAUUGUUUUCCUUUCUCCUGUGACGUAAAACUGGAAAUGUUCACAAAUAAAAUAUUUUAAUGAGAAUUGAAUUACAAUUGCAUCACAAGUUUAAUAUUUUUUAUUUAAAAAAUAGAUUUAUAACGCACAAUAAUUAGGCCAUUGGUUUAAAAAAAAUGUAAUGCCGUCGACACGAAAGUUAUUCAUCCAUACCAAUUUCAAAUUCUGAAUUCCUUAGUAAAUAAUAAAUAAAAUGCUUAAUUCAAAUACGUAUCUGUUUCUUGUAAAUAAAAUAUAAUGACAUGUAAUCAUCAAAAAAA